CCUUUGUAACAACAAAAAAGCAUAAUUAGUGUAGAUUCAGCCAAUUUGAUCAUUAUAAGUAUAUUUGCUACAUUCUCAAGUGUUUUUUGUUGCUAUUAGAACUUGUAAUGCGUUAAGGGUAUGGCAAUGCACCAUCUAGUCUUUGAGGGACUACAUUGGGGUGAAAUAAGAUGCUUGAAUGAGAUUUUACUCGAGGAAACAACUGCUGAUAUUUAUUGGACCACAUCAUGACACAGGCAGCAUACCUAUGAAUCUGACGGGGCUUACUCUUGGUGGAAUGUGUGACCAGUGUUCUUGUAUUAGGCUGUGGACACUACAAUUCUCUUGGUGACGGAAACAAUUCGAUUAAGAUUUCAAAAUGAUGACGCACCUUCGACCUGUAUUCAGUAUUGUGGUCAGAUUUUUUGCACCUUGAACAUUUUAAAUGUCAGGUGUAUUGCACUUUGCAACAUUAGUGUCUUCUUGCUUUGAAGGCUACAGUACUAGCCCCGGCUAUGAUUUCUUCUUUCCUGGUCUUUGAGGGACAACAUUGGGGUGCUUCACAGCAAUUUAGCAUAAAUUAAAUCAUGAAUCAAAUUAGCAAAAACAAAAUGUGUUUUUUCAAGCAAGAGCCCUGUAUAAAUUGUUGUGAGCUGUUUAUGGUAAACACUGGCACAUAUGGGACUGUGAGUAAGUGUGGUAUUGAACUGGUGUGUUCCACCUGUAUAUUCUUUCAUCUGGUUAAUUCUCCGUGCAGGAGAGAGUGUUUGGUUGGAAUGUAAUGAGGUGAAUCUCCCUUUCCCAAUAGGUUGCCAUUAAACAUCAGGGUGCUUUCCAUUCAAACAAGAUUUAAAUGCCAACUACACUAUAAAGCCUAUGACAAAUAUAAGGGAUUUUUUUAGAAGCUGUUUUUGUAAUUAAUUAUUAAUCAAUUCUACUUGCUGCUACUGAUUGUGUUACAAGAGAUAAUAAUGCAUCUGAUUAUAGCAAAAUACCGCUUGUUAGAAUAAUAGAUUUCACAAAUGUUUUUUGUUUUUGUUGUAAUUUGUACUAUGCUGAAGGAUUUUAUGUUUGUAGUUAAAGGUAUAUUAUAGAAACAAUCAAAUAAUCAAGGACUCCCCCCGCCCCCAUCCCCCUGCCCUUCUCUUCAUUUGUCAUGCUUGAUCGCAACUAACGUGGGAGACUAUAAGCCAACAAAUGCCUGGCAACUGUAACCAAGUGACAAUUUCAGAAGCUAUGGUCAUUGGCCACUGUGUUUAUUGGGGGCAGAAGGACCAAGUCAAUUUUUGAAUGGCAAAUUCUUCUGCAUAGGCUGGGAGGAGGGACAGAAAAAGGGAGGGAGGAAGGCGGGGAGGAGGGAUGGGUAGAGUGGGGGCCUCAGGUGCAGCCAAGUAAUACAGAGAAAACAAGAGAGUCAGAGAGAGAGAGAGAGAGAGAGAGGAGAGAGAGAUCCAGCGACAACGACAGCAUCCUUUACACUGCAUUAGAGGCUCCUCUGCUACAGUAUGCCUUCUGCAGUGUAGAGGUAACCUUGGAAAGGAUUUCUCUCUCCUCCACAACAACAAAACAAAUAAAAAGAAAGUCCUACGUCAAGUAAAAAAAAAAAAAAAAAACUGGAAGCUGUAUAUGUUUUUAUGUGAAAACGGCUGCUUGGAGAAUCGCUCUGAAAGGGCUUAACCUCUCUUUCGGGUGCAAUUUUUAUUUUGUGGAGAACUGACAGUGGGAGAUGGAGAUUUCUUCUAAGAUUUUUGAACAAGCAUUGCCUAAAUUCAGGACUGUAUCCCCCAAGUGCAAUUGGAGAAGAAAUAAAACUGGUUGGAAUUAACACCUUGUUUGCUGUAAGUAGGAGGAAUGUUCUAUUGUCUUGUUUAGCCCACAGUAAAAGCAGUGUUAAAAGUUCAACAGGGAGAGAGCAGGACAAGUUUUUAAUAAUACUGCUGGAAAUUUGAAACUGGAGAACAGCCGUCAGAAUGAAAGGUCUCUCUCUGUUUAACUAAAACAUGAGUUUUUCUGUUCUUAACCAGCUGGAAACCAGUACGGAAAUGACAAGGACUUCACAUCUAUGAACCCAAUAGGGCUUAAUCUUGGAGGAGUGUUUUUGUAUCACACUGUGGGCUACAUUUAAAAAAAAUGGAAAUAAGUAAUUUUUUUGGUGACAGAAGCCAUUGGAUUAAGAAGAUUUCAGAAUGACAGCACACAUCCCCGUAUAUUGAUUUUGGUCAACUUCUUUGCAUCUUGUACAGUGGAUUUUAAAUGUGAGGUGCGUUGCACUUUUCAACAUUAGUGUCUUAUUGAUUUGAAUGCUGCCAGCCUGUGUUGACUUCUUGAACGCUGUUUUAAAUAACAUUGUGAAGCAACUAGCAUAACUUUGAAUUGAAAAUCUAUGUUGCAUUUUAUUGCAGUUAAAAUUGACACUAUACUCUUUGUGUGGCUUACAUUAGAAUCACCCUGGAUGUCAUAUAAAUUAAUUUUUUGGAACCGGAUUUAUUUAAGCUGUGGUAUUUUAUUGUGUCACUUGUAAAUGUGACUCUUGUGAAUGGUAUAUUUUAAGUGCUGAAAAAGCCCAUAUCCAUGUCCUUUUUUCAUGUCACCUCUCUUGGGAUCUUUCGUUCUACACCUUGCCUUUGAUUCUUUAUCCUUUUUACUGUGAAGGUAGGUUGAACUAUCCCCAGAGAAAGACAAUGCUUCCAGCAUAUCAGAUCUGAUAGUAGCUGCCAGAAGAAACUGUUCAGAGAAUUGAGUAUUUUCUAUAAUGUCUUUGGUUAAAAAACCUAAUUCAGGAUGGAUAGAGUGUUGAGGAUUGUGCACUGGAAGGAGCUAGUCAUCAUUCCUUCUCCUUGCAUUCUUUUUUUUCAAAAGCUUAGGUGCAUAAAUACAGCCCUGCUGCUGUGAAUGGAAUGAGCAGUCCACUGAAACGCCAGUAUCUUAGAUAGAAGCAGCAGCUGUUGCAUAGUGGCUAGCAGACAUUGGAGAGUGGAGAACAGAUGUCCUGUUAAUUUAUUUUGCCUCUGUAGCACUGGCUAUCCUCUGGCCCUCCACCCCCCUCCGUCUCAAGCCAUGAACCAAUCCACACUUGAAUGGAAGACUCUGACAAUGAACACCAGCUCCAUCAAUGCAUCCGUGUAUCACUCUUGUCCACUGGGCUUUGUCCACUACAUGGAAGAGGCUUGUGUCCUGGAGACAGUGGUCAUCGUCCUCCUGACCGUUCUGAUCAUCAUUGGGAACCUGACCGUGAUUUUUGUGUUUCACUGUGCUCCCUUGCUUCACCACUACACCACCAGCUACUUCAUCCAAACCAUGGCAUAUGCAGACCUCUUUGUGGGCGUCAGUUGUCUGGUCCCCACACUUUCCCUUUUACACUACCGAACGGGAGUCCAGGAGUGGUUGACCUGCCAGCUUUUUGGCUAUAUCAUCUCUGUGCUCAAAAGUGUCUCCAUGGCCUGCCUUGCCUGCAUAAGUGUGGACCGGUACCUGGCCAUUACCAAGCCGCUGUCCUACAACCAGCUGGUCACUCCUUGCAGGCUCCGUAUCUGUAUUGUUCUCAUCUGGAUCUACUCCUGCCUCAUUUUCCUGCCCUCCUUCUUUGGUUGGGGGAAGCCGGGCUACCACGGGGACAUCUUUGAGUGGUGUGCCCGCUCCUGGCCCACAAACGUCUACUUCACAGGCUUCAUUGUGUGCCUCCUGUAUGCACCAGCCGCCUUUGUGGUCUGCUUCACCUACUUCCACAUCUUCAAGAUCUGCAGGCAGCACAACAAGGAGAUCAGUGAACGGCGUGCCCGUUUCCCCAGCCAGGAGAUGGACACGGGAGAAGGUGGCCACAGCAGCCCCGAUCGCCGCUAUGCUAUGGUCCUCUUCCGCAUCACAAGUGUCUUCUACAUGCUCUGGUUGCCCUACAUUAUCUACUUCCUGCUAGAGAGCUCCCAAGUGCUGGACAAUCCUGCCCUGUCCUUUGUCACCACCUGGCUGGCCAUCAGCAACAGCUUCUGCAACUGUGUCAUUUACAGCCUGUCCAACAGUGUCUUCAGGCUAGGCUUGCGCAGGCUCUCCGAAACCAUCUGCUCCUCCUGUGUUUGUUCCAAAGACAGAGACAUCCGGGACCCCAAACCACGCAAAAGGGCUAACUCUUGCUCAAUUUGAACUGACAGCAAAUCUAUGGAAUGGUUCAGAUGUCAGAUGGUUCAGGGAUUUCAGAUGGUUCAGUCCUUGCCUUGCCCAGCUUUGUGAUGGAGUAAAUCCACGUCUGAAUUAAGCAGCUUGCAGGAGAUAAGGGGAAAAUGGACUUCCCGGCCCAUUGGUCACGUUAAGCUUGAGACGGGUGUCUAAUCAAGGAUCUUGUUAGUCUAAGCUUGAAGGAUUGAUGUGGAGAGGUGACCCUGUUUGGCCUGCAGUUGGAAUGUGGUUUUCACGGCACUAGUGAAAGGAGCUUAUUUCUCUUGAAAGUGUCUCGACUGUGCAGGAUAAUGUAAUCAUGUAAAGAUGACCUCCGACCUCCACAGGCUUUCUUGUUAUAGAGCCAUUGGGUCGAUGGGGGACAAUUGAAUUCAGCACAUCUUACUAAACAUCUAGGGUCUCUCUCCUAGUCUGUUCUAUAAAUAACGUACAAUGUCAAUGAUAUCUGAAAUUAAUAAGGCUCUUUUAUCCCCCUCCCCCCAUUGCCUUUGUCAGUAAUAAUUGUGUAGCACUGUCUCUGUAAUGUGUGGAAACAGAAAGAUAGAAGAUAACAGCACAUUUACAAAUAAUUAACCCUUUGUGUAGCUUUCAGCUGUAGGAGGCGUUCCUAAGUAUAAAUUGGCUUGCACAUAUCUUAUUUAAAUUGUAAAGAUUUUACUAUUUUUUAUUAUUAAUAUUAUUAUUAGUAGAUCUUAAUUGUAUCUGUGCCUAAUAUUUUCAGUGCACAUUUAAACGGGUUAUUAGUAUUAAACAAUGUGUGAAGACUUAAAAUAUUUAUUUUUUAAAUGUGUGCUAUUAUAGUGAAAUUCUGAGAUUGUGAGGACAAGCAUUAAUUCAGAUUUUAAAAAACUAAAUUAUAUAAUGGCCAAUAUGUAAUUGCUCAGAAACCUCGUAUGAUUUUCCUUGAGUCUAUUAAAGUUACUCAGUAUGAAUUCUCUUUUAACAUUCUUGUUCCAUGUUAUAGUUUGCCUUUUUUGAGAAAGUAAGGAAGUA
Polyodon spathula (Mississippi paddlefish) is the source of this 5142-nucleotide messenger RNA. It is a transcript of the gene gpr52, whose product is annotated as G protein-coupled receptor 52. The record is from RefSeq and is a predicted model, not a curated record. NCBI's taxonomy places the organism in Eukaryota, Metazoa, Chordata, Actinopteri, Acipenseriformes, Polyodontidae. Gene Ontology annotation, biological process: G protein-coupled receptor signaling pathway. The transcript has a single exon. Gene Ontology annotation, cellular component: membrane. The coding region runs from base 3037 to 4116 and encodes 359 amino acids. Gene Ontology annotation, molecular function: G protein-coupled receptor activity.